ACAUAUUUCCGUCUUUUCCUCCUCCUCACUUCGACGUCUGGUUUUAAAACAAUUUUUAUACCGAAGAGGACUUUUUUUAUGACAUUUUAUAAUACUUUUAUGGAAGAUGGAGGAUAUUUUACAGUUGUAAUUUACCGUCAAGUUCAGCGGAAGGCUCCUGUAGGUAGCAGGACGCUGGUCUGACUGCAGCCACCAUGAGGUGACGAUUGCCACAUCUUAUCCUUUACCUCACUGGGACACAUGGCAAGGAUCACGUUGUCCUGCCUGCCAGCCUCCUGGUACUGCAGCGCGUCCCUGCUGUCUCUAAACUGUGCCACCAAGCAGAGGCUCCUCUUCCUGCUGCUGCUGUUCAUCACCUCCGUUUUCCUGCUGGCCUCCUACCAGAGGCAGCUAUGGGGCUCCCAGCGCCGGCCGGGGUCCCGAGUCAACAAGUACCUCUCUAUCGUGGAGUCCUUGGAGGCCACCAAUGUCCUUGACUCUGCUCUGAAUUAUGGGAUUGUGGUGGACUGUGGCAGCAGCGGCUCCAGGGUUUUCGUGUACUACUGGCCCCCUCACAAUGGGAACCCCCACACCCUGCUGGACAUCCGACAGAUGAGAGAUAGUGACCAUAAACCUGUAGUGAAAAAGAUCAAACCCGGCAUUUCCACUCUGGCAAACACACCAACACAGGCCAGCGAUUACCUGGAGCCUCUCCUCAGCUUUGCUGCUGCUCAUGUUCCUGCAAGCAAACAUAAAGAGACGCCGCUCUACAUCCUCUGCACUGCUGGCAUGCGUCUGCUGCCUGAGAGCCAGCAAGCGGCCAUCCUGGAGGACCUGGUCACCGACGUUCCUCUGGAGUUUGAUUUCCUGUUCUCCCGUUCACACGCUGAGGUCAUCUCUGGGAAGCAGGAAGGAGUGUACGCUUGGAUCGGGAUUAAUUUUGUCCUCGGCCGCUUUGAUCAUCCUGAGGAAGACGAUGCUUUGGUUGAAGUGACCACCGGGUCCGAAAACCAGCCGCCAAUCAGCAGACGCCGCACCGUGGGCAUCAUGGAUAUGGGCGGAGCUUCCCUUCAGAUAGCUUACGAAGUGCCCAGCGCCAUCACCUUCAGCUCGCCACAAGAGGAGGAGGCAGGAAAGAGCGUCCUGGCCGAGUUCAACCUGGGCUGCGACGUCGAGCAGACGCAGCACGUUUACAGAGUGUAUGUCACCACAUUCCUGGGCUUUGGAGGAAACAUGGCCAGGCAGCGCUACGAGGACCGGCUGGUGAACAGCACGCUGCCCAGAAACGGGUUUCCGGCCACAGAGAUGGGUCUGAGUGAGGAAAGGCCCUACCUGGACCCCUGUCUUCCAGUCAGCAUGUCUGACACCGUCACCCGGGGUAACCACACCGUGUACCUGAGGGGUCAGGGUGACUGGAGUCGCUGCAAGGAAGCUGUACGACCUUUCCUGGGCCUUCACAAUGGCACCAUGUCUCCACAAGGCAUAUACCAGGCUCCCAUCAACUUCAGCAACAGUGAGUUCUACGGUUUCUCUGAGUUCUUCUACUGCAUGGAGGACGUGCUGAGGAUAGGAGGACAAUACAACAGCGACAAAUACACACAAGCUGCCAAGGACUACUGUGCUACCAAAUGGUCGACCCUGAAGCAGCGUCUGGACAAUCAGCUUUUCUCUCAGCAGGCUGACAUCAACAGACUCAAGCUUCAGUGCUUCAAGUCAGCCUGGAUGCAUGAGGUGCUGCACUCCGGCUUCCGCUUUCCCACCGACUACCGGAGCCUGAAAACGGCCCAGUUGGUUUACGACAAGGAGGUGCAGUGGACCCUGGGGGCCAUCCUGUUCAAAACGCGCUUCCUGCCGCUCAGGGAUCUGCAGCAGGAGACGCUGCGGCAGGGCCACCCCGGCUGGCUGCGGCCCUCUUUCGUCUACAACCACCACCUGUUCUCCCUCUGCCUCCUGGUGGUGGUUCUGGCCAUCCUGCUCUACAUCCUGCGCCUGCGGAGGAUCCACCAGCGCGAGCUGCGGCAGGUGGAGGCGCUGGAUCUGCUGUGGGUGGAAGAAGGCGAAGCGUUGCUGCCCUGAGAGACGCGGUCUGUCCUCCAGCGUUUAAACUUUAAACCACAGAGGAAUCCCACAGCAGGAACAUCUGGAGGGAACGGAUCUGAGGAGCCAAAGCCCAACGAGGCAGGAAACCAAAACCACACUUUCUGAUUUUUAAUUCUUUAACUUUGUGAACAGAUGAUCCACUUUGUUCUCCUCCCUGGAUGGAGAGAAACAUCCCAAACAACUUUCCAUCAUUCCUUCCAAACGUUCUCUUUAGGUGUAUUUAUUAAGCUGGGUUUGUUAAAGCUUCUGGUGGGAUUCUAGCUGAUGGGCGACCAUUCCAGGGUCCUCCUCAGAGUUUGGAGGCGACACUCAUCCUAUAAGCUAUCAGACUGACCCAGUGGGAUGCUGCUCUGAUGAAAUUCAGAACUUUCAGUAAAACAACCAUAUUUUCUGAAGGUCAGAACCCUGGAGAGGGGUCCAUAUGUCUGUAAAAGCUCAUAUUUCAUAAAGAAUCUUUAAAUCCUGCAGAAAUCAUUUCAGCUUUAAUCAUGGACCAUAAAGCUUCAUGUUGACCUCCUUCAUCCAUCCCAUGUCUUGCAAACAGCGUUAUGUUGGAAGAACCCAGCGACCAGCGAGGUUUCAUCCAUCCGUAAACUGGUGCCAACUAGAAAGAAUCCAAAUCCCAUAAAUUAAUAAAAGAAGGUUUUGUUUCACGUUUAUAUUUAGCUUAUUUUGAAGAACUGGGCAGCUACUGUAGAGCAUGGUGGUGGCAGCAUCAUGGUCUGUUUGGCCGUGAAAGUUGCUCUGGUCCUUUUCACGAAAUGGGCAAAAAAAAAAAAGCUAAAAGGCUAUUUCCAAAUGUUUCACAUGACCUCAGAUCAGCGAAUGGUCCAACAUCCUGACAACCAGAAGUUUCGGAGGCCAACGGUUUGGUUUGUCAGAAAUACUAAAGGACGACUGUUUGAUUUUUACAUUGUUUGGAAACGGAGGGAAAAAAAAGUCCCCUAAUAGGUUCUCAUUUGUAACUUUUUUAUCAUCGUUUCAUCAUUAAAAGAAAAGGGAUAAAUCAUAAAUGGUCCAAAAUGAACAACACUCCUGUCAGCAUAGAGGUUCUCAGAGGGAGAAAACCAAGCCUCACCAACGACUCGCAGACAUUUUUAUUUCAUGUUUUUAUCCGUUUUAGCCUAGAAGUAGAAUCCUUCCUUCUGUUUUGAUCCUUCUGACCCUCCUGCCAUCGAUCCUGGCCUGUUUUAGCUCCUCCUACUCAUCCUCGGCUUCAAAAUGGCCGCUGAUACUUGA
Messenger RNA from Cyprinodon variegatus (sheepshead minnow), 3318 nucleotides. RefSeq names its product ectonucleoside triphosphate diphosphohydrolase 7-like. Gene Ontology annotation, molecular function: nucleoside diphosphate phosphatase activity. The coding region runs from base 241 to 2055 and encodes 604 amino acids. The record is from RefSeq and is a predicted model, not a curated record. Lineage: Eukaryota; Metazoa; Chordata; Actinopteri; Cyprinodontiformes; Cyprinodontidae. The transcript is spliced from 14 exons. Gene Ontology annotation, biological process: nucleoside diphosphate catabolic process. Gene Ontology annotation, cellular component: membrane.